AUGGCUGGUCUUCAAAGUCAAUUCAAGGUCGUUUCGACCACCGAAUAUUUAGGCACUACAGUUGAGGUCCUUGAAGGAGAUUUGUUGAAAUAUCCGGUCGAUGUGAUUGUCAAUGCUGCGAAUGUUAGGUUGAAGAGGGGAAGUGGUGUUGAUGGAGCGAUUCAUGCCGCAGCUGGUCCAGAACUUCAACCUGAAAUGGACAAGCUAUUUCCGCAUCCAGGACAAGUGGGUAAAGCUUAUGGGACGACUCAUGCUUUCGAUAUCAGCUCUUGCAGAUAUAUUAUCCACGCUAUUGGUCCGAAUUGGAAUACAGUGAACCAGCGAGACGGAACACUUUUGUUGAACGCUUUUCGGAAUAGUCUAGAUCUUGCGAUGGCUAACAAGCUGAGAUCGAUUGCGUUUCCUGGAAUUUCAAUGGGGAUUUUUGCAAUGCCAAAAGAUCUAGCAGGAUUAAUGAUAAUUACUGCCAUCAGAACAUGGAUCAAGGAACACCAGGGAGAAAUGGAUCGCAUUAGUAUAUUGCUACUUGGGUACUCACAAGAUGAUAUAGUAGAGACACAGUUGCACGAAAUCACUCAAUAUAUGCCAGAUACAGGUUCUGGUCUGGACAAACUCGUACCUGCAGCUUUCAGAAAGAAGCCAAAUGCUACUACAGCACCAGGACCUCUUCCAAUCCCGACAGCCAGUGGGUCUCUACCGAACCCGAACUUGCCCAAUCCUUUCCCUGAAGAUUCGGUUCCAGUUGAGACUCCAGAUCCUGUGACUGACCAAUCAGAAUCACCAACACCUCCUCCACCUGGCCCUCCUCCACUUAGCCCUCCUCCACCUAGCCCUCCUCCACCUAGCCCUCCUCCGCCUGGACCUCUUCCGCCUGGCCCUCCUCCUCCGCCCGUUCCUCCUCCACCUGGAGACCCAGCUGCACCUCCCCCAAGACCCGAAGGCGCGCGUGCUGAGACUCCAAGCGAUUCCGAAGAUGAACUACCCAACUACCUUCUUAAAUUCUACGAACCCCUGUCACACAUGUGGAUGGGAAGAGAUCGUUAUUACGCUUUAUUAGAAGCGGGGAUUGACCCCAAAACGUUCUACGAAGGAAUGAUCAUUCCCGAUCCCGAAGAAGAUCCCAAUGUAGAUCCCCUCAUUGGCGAAGAAAGAGAUUUCUGGAGGGAAUACAACGCUGAAAGACUUCGCCGAGGAAGAGAAAUCAGCCAGGCUUUAGGAUUACCAAUAACGGCUGCAGAAACGGCGGAUGAGGAUGCCGGGGCCUUGAAAACCGCUCGAGAUAAGAGUAUAUCUCUUACACAAGGACUCAUGAAAACAAAAACUGCAGUGCGCGAUGAAAUAAUUAUAAAUGAGGGGACAACUAAUUGUACUGCUCUUACAGAAAGUGGGUUCCCAUGUCGUUUUCGUGGCUAUACUGCGAUAUGGCGCAAGCAUAACGUUCCAGAUCGGUGUACUUUACAUCAGGAUCUGGAGAAAUUUCCGCGGGCUUAA
Messenger RNA from Botrytis byssoidea, 1491 nucleotides. RefSeq lists its product as uncharacterized. Bases 1 to 1491 code for a protein of 496 amino acids. The transcript has a single exon. Lineage: Eukaryota; Fungi; Ascomycota; Leotiomycetes; Helotiales; Sclerotiniaceae. The record is from RefSeq and is a predicted model, not a curated record.